CAAAAGUACAGUUUACUUAAACCAUGCCCGUCUCAGCCCACCAGCUUACGUUCUCUGCUCCGAUUCUCGGCUCGCAAUUACCUGAACAUGGGCAUUGCAAGUCAAGGAAGCUACUUCCGGAAACUGGGCUGUUCAGAGCUCUAAACAAGAAGAAACCAAGAAGAAACAUGGCUUUGAUGAGUAGUUGUAAAGAUGAUGAUGGUGAUGGACAAGUGAGUUUUCGAGUGGGUGAAGGUGAACGGCUUUAUCUUGGAAUGGACUUUGGUACUUCUGGAGCGAGGUUUGCUCUUAUUGAUAAACAUGGGACAAUUUGUUCUGAAGGAAAGAGAGAGUAUCCAAAAUAUAUGAAUGAAGAAACAAUGGAUUGGAUUCGCUCUUGGAAGACAACACUUUUCUCGUUGCUUGGAGAUGUUCCUAUUGAUCUCCGCCCAUUUAUAUCUUCCAUUUCCAUUGAUGGCACUUCUGCAACUACCAUCAUUCUAGACAGCAAUACAGGUGAACCUUUAUGGAGACCUUUCCUUUACAAUGAGAGUUGCCCUGAUGCUUUACCAUUUGUAAAGGCUAUUGCUCCUGCAAACCACACAGUGUGCUCUGGCACCUCUACCCUGUGCAAGCUUGUCUCCUGGUGGAACAAUGAGGGUGCAAGUAAAAAAUCGGCAGUGUUGUUACAUCAAGCAGAUUGGUUGUUGUGGUUUCUUCAUGGAAAGCUUGGAGUGUCUGAUUACAAUAAUGCUCUGAAGGUUGGUUACGAUCCUGAACUUGAGUCAUAUCCACCUUGGCUGCUGUCGCAGCCUUAUUCACAACUCUUACCUUCUGUCAAAGCUCCAGGAACCGUUAUUGGCUUGCUAAAAGAGGCCAUCAGAACCGAAUUUGGUUUUCCAAAAGAUUGCGCUGUAUGCACUGGAACCACUGAUAGCAUAGCCGCCUUUCUUGCAGCAAGAGCAACAGAACCUGGGAAAGCUGUCAUCUCUCUGGGUUCAACUCUGGCUAUUAAACUACUAAGCACUAGUCGCAUUGAGGAUGCACGAUUUGGGGUUUAUAGUCAUCGCCUUGAUGAUAAGUGGCUUGUUGGAGGUGCUUCAAAUACCGGUGGGGCUGUUCUUAGACAAAUUUUUACUGAUGAACAGUUGCAGAAAUUAAGCGAACACAUUAAUCCCAUGGAAGCCUCCCCUCUUGACUACUAUCCUCUGAAAGCAGCUGGUGAGAGAUUCCCUGUUGCUGAUCCGAAGAUGCUUCCCCGGUUAAAUCCUCGCCCGCAAAGCGAUGUUGAAUACUUGCAUGGUAUUUUGGAGUCCAUGGCACGUAUAGAGGCAAAGGCUUAUAGCUUAUUAAAAGAGCUUGGCGCAACCCAAGUGGAAGAAGUGUUCACCGCCGGCGGUGGUGCGAAAAAUGAGAAAUGGACCAAGAUACGAGAGAGAGUUCUUGGCUUGCCGGUGAGACGGGCAACUCAAACAGAAGCUGCAUACGGAGCUGCUCUAUUGGCAUUGAAGGCAAAGCAAUCUAAUAUUUGAGUUGAUACAAAUUAAAUAAUAUCAUUACUGGAAGUAAAAGAUUGGGAUACAGCUAUAUGAUGGUGUAAAUAAUAUUUUAAUGCGGCGCAUUUAAUGGCUGUAUAAUCAUGAUUUUAUGCACCGUCGAUGACGUUAAACUUUACGAUUACGGCAGCUAUUGAUGUGUCAAAUUAGGUAACGAGCUGAUGUCCUCGUGCUUUGUGACCUCACGGCACCCGCAUUUUGGAAGUCUGUGCCAGUUAGACGGCUUCUCUAAUGAUUAGCAAUUGUACAUCUGACGGACUCGGGAAUCGGAGAACCAGAUACUCAUCCUUUAUAAACCAAUGGGUUUAAUGCAGUUUCGCCUCUCAAGCUUGUUACACCGUUUUACCCCAAUCUUUUUUUCGGGUCGGUGGCAAGGAGUUAAAGGCUUGGUUUAUGUAUAUCUUAACUAAUUUUUUUUUGUUUUUAAAGUUAAAGAUAGAAAUGG
Molecule: messenger RNA, 1980 nt
Organism: Pistacia vera
Lineage: Eukaryota; Viridiplantae; Streptophyta; Magnoliopsida; Sapindales; Anacardiaceae
Product: D-ribulose kinase
Exons: 9
Coding region: 24-1511 (495 amino acids)
Biological process (GO): xylulose metabolic process
Cellular component (GO): cytosol
Molecular function (GO): D-xylulokinase activity
Source: RefSeq, a predicted model, not a curated record